Molecule: messenger RNA, 3638 nt
Organism: Tricharina praecox
Lineage: Eukaryota; Fungi; Ascomycota; Pezizomycetes; Pezizales; Pyronemataceae
Product: timeless protein-domain-containing protein
Exons: 5
Coding region: 80-3577 (1165 amino acids)
Biological process (GO): DNA replication checkpoint signaling; DNA repair; replication fork arrest
Cellular component (GO): replication fork protection complex
Molecular function (GO): DNA binding
Source: RefSeq, a predicted model, not a curated record
CGUCUUCUCCGAACCUCCACGUAAACACAACUCCUCGACACUCCUCCCACCACCACCCACAUACCCCACACACGAUACCAUGUCCCGAAACGAACCCGUAUCCAUCCCAGACCCCGAGGAAGCCGCAGUCCAAGCCCAAAACCGCGAUGUCGUCGACCCGUUAAUUAGAGCUCAUAUCUACUCCAUUUGUACAGCGCUCGGAGGCGCGUCCGUCGAAGAGGAUGGGAGGUAUACACUUGGCGACGACGCGCUUGCGUGUCUGAAGGAUCUACGGAGAUGGCUGAAGCUUUAUGAUGAGAAAUUGAAUCGAUACGAUGUGGCCAGAUGUCUGAGCGAGAUGAACCUGGUGGGAGGUGAUCUGUUGCCGAUUAUUGCCAUGUGGAAGGAGGAGGAUACUAUGGUGAAGCCAAUACAUCGGUUAACGGUAGCGUGCAUUGAAUUACUCACCCCAUUGACAUGGCCGUUCGAGAAACAAAACGAGCAGAUGACGGUCAACCACCACCGCCACAUCCCGGUGCUGCAGCACGCGCAGGCCCGCUACAAGACCGCAAUCCUGCAACAUAGUUCCAAAAAGAUCCUCAAAGACAUCAUCCGCGCGGCACUCCCCGCAAUGGCAAUGCCGUCGUACGACCGGGGCGCUCGUGACGAAGGAAUCAUCAAGCUGGUACUCUACACACUGCGGAACAUCGCGAUCAUCGAGCACCCAGAGCCGGGCGAGAAUGAGGCGGGAGAGGAGAUCAACAGGAGUGCGACUAUAACGGCGUACGCAGAGCAGAAUGUGCUGGACCUCUUGCUCACGAUUGCGUCCGGCAUUGCGGACGACUUCAGGGCGCACGAUACAGUUGUUAUGGAGGUGUUGUAUCAUCUUAUCAAGGGCUUGGAUGUUGAAGCCAUCUUUCGGUCAGAUGGCGAGGAGUCGGAGAAGCGCGGGAACGAUCUUGCGCAGCUGUUGAAGCGGGAAGAUGACCUGAAGCGGGCUGCCUCGAGGUCUUCGACACGACAUAACCGCUUCGGCUCGACCAUCUGGAUGGAGAGGACCGAUGGGACACGGUCGUUCGUGUCCGGCCAGGAUGCCUUGUUGACCAAGGACACCGGCCUGGAAAAGCUCGACAAGGCGAAAAAGUGGAAAAAGGCUCGGGGUGCGGAUAAAGCAGGCGUCUCCCUCAAGACGGAAUUCGACAUGACGGUAAGCUUGACCACCGGCGCAAAGAAGCAUUUCCGCCGGUUUGUUGAGGAUUUCAUCGAUUCCGGGUUCAACCCGCUAUUUGAGUCUAUCCGCCGAGCUAUCGACCGUGAUGUCGAACGCCUCCUCGAUUCGCAUGUAAGGCAAUACUUCUCCCUCGUGGCGUGGCUCCUUGAAGCCGAAAGGGUCAGACGACGGAUCGCUGCGAAGGACCGGAAAAAGAAAGGCCUCCCCGCAGAAGAGGAUAGUUGGGCAGUCGUGUCGGCGGUCCUCAACCAGCAGUUCCUGAUCACGCUCAACAGGAAAAUGAUAGAAUGGUUUGAAAUGAAGCAGUGGACGGCCUUGCAGGCAGGAAUGAGGUGCUUUACCCAGAUCCUCUAUACAGUACAGGAGAUGGCACUGUCGCCGAUCGAGGACGACCAGGAGAUUGCCGAGAAUAUACAGAACCGUCUAUUCUACGAAGAGACGACUAUGGAUUUGAUUUACAACAUCUGCCGGUCGUAUACAAAACAGCCGUUCAAAUGGCUCGAUGACUGCACAGAGAUGGCAUACGUCCACCUCAAGCUCCUCGAGAAGUACUCACAGCAGCACGAACACAUGUUUGUUCGGUCACGCCGGCGCCAGUCCAAAAAAGCCAAAGAAAAGGCCGCCGCCCUCGGCGAAGCCGCCGAGCACGAAGAAGACGAUUCUGAGCUGGUCGCCGCCAGCAAAAGUGCAGCUGCAGAGCGCGCCUUCGACUUCACAAAGUUCGAGGCCAAAUACCUGAACCAGAACUGCAUCAACACGUUUAUCGCGUUUCUCACCUACUAUCAGGAGCUCAAUGCGACCCAGAUCAUGCGCGCCAUCAAGAUGUUUCAUCGCAUCUCGGAAAAGAGGAAGAUGGAGGUGCUGCUGUACAGACUGGAUCUGGUGAAUCUGCUGCAUCGCAUGAUGCAGGGCUCCGCGGCUCUGGACAGGAAGCAUCCGGCAUACAAGGAGGUCGACCAGUUCACAAAACAUUUCCUGCGGAAGCUGUUCAAGAAAUUGGAGGCCGAGCCGGCGAUGUAUGUGGAGCUCCUCUUCACGAAGCUCUCCAGUACGACGCACUACCUCCAGCACGGCUACACCAAGGAAUUGCACGUCGCAAAACCGCGUGCCGCAGCGGAGCUCAUGAUCAAACCUGGCUCGGGGGUACAAUCACACUCGGACCAGGUUGGCGUCGGAGUUGCCGCACUACUGGACGACAACAAGUCCAGCGACGUGGAGUGGCUCAAGGACGUCAUCAGGAAAGCCGUAACGGAGCGCAAAUCCUUCGAAGACGAAUCCGCGGCGCGUCUCACGCUCGAAGCCCACGGUCCCUCAUCAGAAGCCGCACCUUCCCCCACCACCGCCGGCACACCACCCGACAUCCUCAUUGACCCCAGAACCGACGAGCGCGCGCGGGCGCUAUUCAAGGACGCAGUCCUGCGCUUCCUUCUCAAGCUCGUAGGCUGCGAACCCGUAGAACCAAACGAGACGCCAGAGACGAAAUGGCUCAUCCCGGCGCGCCACACCUCGCAAACCCUGGCCGAGAACCUAACACUCCUGCAGAAAUUCGCCAACGACCCUCCAACGUUCGACAACACCGCCGCCGCUGACCUGCUAAAGCGCAAACUCCCCUCCACCACAGCGCGCACCCGCCGCCCCGUGCUGUCUUCCGACUCCUCAGGCUCCUCCGCCGACGAGGAGGACGAGGCCACAGGCUUAUUCGAGCCCGGCGGUCCAACCAGCGUGCACGCGCCGCAGCGCAGCAAGGGCGCCAAACGCAAGCGGCGCCUGGUAGUCGAGGCGGAGGCGGCGAACGAAGAGCUCAGCGCGCUAGCCCUCGAGAAGCGCCGGAAGCGCGAGGAGGCGGAGAGACUAAAGCUGUCGAAGAUCAAGAGCGACAAGUUUGUGCACGAUAGUGAUGACAACAGUGAUGUCGAGGGUGACGAGAUGUUUUAUGCCCGCGAGAGGGAGAUUAGAAGUCUCGGACCGCAGCCGGUGGUUAGGCCUGAGAAGCUGCCGCUGGUGAGGGGUGGUGGGAGUGAUGGGGAGGAGGGGGACGGGGACGGGGAAAGGGAGGCGCCAACGAAACGGAGGAAGAAGGUGGACAAGCCGGAGAAGGAGAAGAAGAGUAUCUUUAAUGAUGAUGACUCGGACGACGAGGGGGGGAGGGAGAGGGAGAGGGAGAGGGAAAGCACCAUCGAGCCGAUCACGAGGAAAACUGGCGCGGUGAUCAUCUACUCCAGCUCCGAUUCCGAAAAAGAGGAUGUGGUUAUGCGAGACGUUUCCGUCGUCGAUGAAGCUGAAGACGCCGACAGUGAGAGCGAGGAGGAUAAACCGGUAGCUGCUCGAAGGAGAAGAGCUGUCGUCGUGGAUAGCGACGAUGAGUAGAUCGGAGUAGUGACAUAGACAUAUACCCUGCGGCCUGGGUUUGAUAGAAUAAUAGAUAAAC